Apaloderma vittatum (bar-tailed trogon) is the source of this 438-nucleotide messenger RNA. It is a transcript of the gene EEF1E1, whose product is annotated as eukaryotic translation elongation factor 1 epsilon 1. Gene Ontology annotation, biological process: positive regulation of DNA damage response, signal transduction by p53 class mediator. The record is from RefSeq and is a predicted model, not a curated record. The annotation marks the transcript as partial. Lineage: Eukaryota; Metazoa; Chordata; Aves; Trogoniformes; Trogonidae. Gene Ontology annotation, cellular component: cytoplasm; nucleus; aminoacyl-tRNA synthetase multienzyme complex. The transcript is spliced from 3 exons.
GUUCCUGUUCUUCAAACGAACAAUGGUCCUGGGCUGACAGGAUUAAUGACCAUAGCUGCCCACCUAGUUAAACAGGCUAAGAAAGACCAGCUCCUUGGAAGUACUGCAGAAGAGAAAGCUGUUGUUCAGCAGUGGUUGGAGUAUAGAGUCACUCGAGUAGAUGGAGGCUCUAGUAAAGAAGAUACCAGAAUAAUUCUGAAGGAUCUUAAUAUGCACCUUGAAGAUAAAGUCUACCUUGCUGGAAACGUUUUUACCUUAGCAGAUAUUUUGAUGUACUAUGGAUUACAUCAUGUCAUGGUGGACCUCACAGUGCAAGAAAAGGAGAAAUACCUAAACGUGUCCCGUUGGUUCAACCACAUUCAGCAUUAUCCGGGUGUCCGACAACAUCUGCCUAAUGUCGUCUUUAUCAAGAACAGAUUAUACACUAAUGUCCAUUAA